Messenger RNA from Cladophialophora bantiana CBS 173.52, 891 nucleotides. RefSeq lists its product as uncharacterized. The record is from RefSeq and is a predicted model, not a curated record. Bases 1 to 891 code for a protein of 296 amino acids. Gene Ontology annotation, molecular function: oxidoreductase activity, acting on the CH-OH group of donors, NAD or NADP as acceptor. The transcript has 2 exons. NCBI's taxonomy places the organism in Eukaryota, Fungi, Ascomycota, Eurotiomycetes, Chaetothyriales, Herpotrichiellaceae.
AUGGCGGCAACGGUACGCACCUUGACGGCGAUCUGCAGGAAUCCGAUGGCGGCAGUCUUCAAAAGGAUGAUGGGAAGCGCAACACCCAGGAGAACAGCAAUAGUGACGGGAUCUAGCCGGGGAAUAGGUAAAGCAAUCGCCCAACGUCUCGCGGCCGACGGCUAUGCGGUGACCGUCAACGAUGUCGCGCUCAACAAGCAAGGUAUUGACACUCUAGUCAGCGACAUCAACAAGUCAUAUGGUGCCGGCUCGGCCAUUGGUGUAGUCGCCGAUGUCAGUUCAUCAUCCGAGCUUCAUUCAAUGGUUGAGGAGUCUGUGUCCAAACUGGGGCCUCUAACUGUCAUGGUGGCCAAUGCUGGGAUCGCCCAAGUGGCAACGGUUCUCGAGACAACCGACGCAGAUGUCGACAGAAUUAUGAAUGUGAACUUCAAAGGCGUGUGGAAUUGCUAUACUUCUGCAGCGAAACAAAUGAUUGCCCAGGGUCCUGUUCCGGAAGGGAGUACCGGGUACAAGAUACUCGGGUGCUCUUCUAUAGCUGCGUUUAAGCCUUUCCCGCUGUUGGCGACGUACUGCGCAUCGAAAUGGGCUGUAAGAGGCCUUACGCACACCUUUGCGAUGGAGCUAGCAAAACAUGGUAUCAGUGUCAAUUGUUACGCCCCAGGAAUCGUGGGCACGGCGAUGUGGGAAGAGAUAGAUGAAAAGUUAGGCGCGAUCGACGGAAGAGCGAAAGGAGAGACACUGAACAAAUACGUUAAGGAGUUGACAGCUAUGGGACGAGUCAGUGUUCCAGAAGACGUGGCAAAGGUGGUUGCAGGUUUUCUCUGUGGUCCGAAUUCUAUGUUUGUGACCGGACAGACUGUGGUUGUUGACGGCGGGAUCGUCUUCACAUGA